AACCUGCGUGCAGAGAUAGUAGCUGGUACUGUAAUAUCUAGUCAAAGUGUAAUUCGUUGGUUCCACAACAAAAGUACAAAAUGGUUCAAGGGUCGUUAUCUGCUUGGGACUAUGUUGUGUUUGCAUUGACAUUACUGAUUUCUAUUGGUAUUGGUGCAUUCUAUGCGAUUAAAGCAAAAAAGGAAACAACUGAAGAUUACCUUUUAGGAGGAAGAAGUUUACCAUGGUUUCCAGUCGCCCUUUCCAUGACCACAAGUUUUAUGUCAGCGAUAAUUGUUCUUGGAACUCCUUCAGAAGUUUAUUAUUAUGGAACAAUGUAUUGGUGGACUGGUUUGACGUAUGUAAUAAUGACUACAAUAACUUGCACUAUUUAUAUUCCUGUUUUCUGCAAUUUGAAUUUGACGAGCUGUUAUAAGUAUUUGGAACUUCGAUUCAACAAAACUGUUAAAAUAACUGGAACUUUUGCGUAUUUAAUUCAAACUAUUUUGUACCUUGGUCUUGUUACUUAUCUUCCAGCACUGGCAUUAAAUCAAGUUACAUCUCUGAGCCUGUGGGGAUCUCUACUUGCAACUGGAUGUGCUUGUGUAUUGUACUCAACCAUUGGCGGUAUCAAGGGAAUAGUAACGGCCGACUGUUUUCAGCUUCUGAUUAUGAUCAUCGGUCUUAUUGUUGUGAUCGUUAAAGGUUCAGCAGAUGCAGGUGGAAUGGGGAAUAUACUUUCAGAUGCAAGAGAAAGUGGAAAGAUGAUUUUUGACGAUGCAUCUUUUGACCCAAGAAUUCGACACUCUGUCUGGUCACUUUUAAUAGGAGGAACUUUCACAUGGGUUUCAAAUUAUGGAAUUGGUCAGUCCCAAGUGCAGCGUUAUCUCUCAUGUCGAUCACAGCGUGAUGCGGUUAUUGCAGUUGUAGUAAAUUGUUUUCUGCUGAAUGCAAUUCUUGCAUUAGUUAUGCUGGUUGGAUUAAUUUGUGCCUCUCAUUUUAGAGACUGUGAUCCCUUAUUAACAAAAGAAAUUUUCCGCCCAGAUCAAAUGGUCCCACUUAUGGUUGUGCAGAAGUUUUCCUCUAUACCUGGAGUCACUGGUCUGAUUAUUUCGGCAGCCUACAGUGGUACUUUGAGUACAGUUUCUACUGGAAUACAUUCAAUGGCUUGUGUUGUAUUGGAAGAUUUUGUUCGUCCAUCAUUUCCAGUCUUAAGUGAGCAUAAAAUGACAUUGAUUUCCAAAGGGCUAACACUGUUUUUUGGACUUUUUACAAUACUUGUUGCUUUUGGGGCUUCUCAAUUAUCAUUUAUUUUGCAAGCUGCUUUAAGUGUAUGGGGAGUUGUCGGUGGUCCACUUGUUGGUGUUUUCACAUUAGGAGUGAUGUUUCCUUUUGCAAAUGCUUAUGGUGCUUUGGUGGGACAGUUUUGUGGCUUUUGUAUCACCCUCUGGGUAGCUGUAGGUGCUCAAAUAAACAAAAAUGCAAACGAGUAUACAAACAAACUUGAAACGUCCACAGAAAUGUGCAAUUUUGCUCCAAGUAAUGCAACAACUGUAACCACUUUUACUUCUGCUGCCAAUGCCUCAACUAUUGCUAACACUGUGGCCCAAGAGAGUGAUGGAGAACCAAUCCAAAUUUAUUUUUUGUCCUAUCUGUAUUAUUGUGUGCUUGCUUCUGUUGUAACUAUUGUUGUUGGAGCUGUUACAAGUGCAGUCACAGGAUUUAAUAUAACAGACAAAAAUCUGCUUUGCCCUCCCGUCAGAAGUUUGCUGAAACGCUUCAAUUCCCCUUUCGUUUAUGAAGCUUCUGUUUAUGAGAAGAAACCAUAUGAAGGAAAUGAUGCUUACAAACCAGGAAUGCUUGAAUCUAGUAAAAGUGAAAAGUUGGAAGUUGAAAUGCUUCCUCUAAAGAAAAAUGAAACUGAUGUUUGUUAAUGAAAAAGUGCAGCAAUGCAAAAAUUGUUUUGAGGGUUUUUGAAUGUACACAUGUAAAAAUGUAGCAAAUGCUAUUUUGCAGACUCAAUUAAAAGCCUAAUUCACUCGUUCUAAUACAACCCAAGCAAGACUGAGUAGUUUGUUUUCAACAAAGAAAAGACUACAAAAUAACAUUCUAAAAAGAGGAAUUGUGAAACGUCAUAAAUUUGACUUCAAGUUGUCAUCAGAUCAGUCUAGUUCAUCUACGAUUGGCAAGUGACAAUUAGCGAUACAUGUCAAUUUUAUGCAAAUACAAAUAUUUUCUCAUUACCAAAACUAGAAAAAAAUAGUACUUUGGUUUCUAGUGCUUUAUUUACACAUAAAACUCUACCUCUUCAUGUAUUUUUAUUAUUAAUUUGUUAUUGCUGCCUUUCUUUUCAUUUUGAAAAAUUGGUGGAAAACUUCAAAAAUGAGAUUUCAAUUGCAGAACAAUUUAUAUCUUUGCCCAUUUUGAUUGAACUUCCAAUCAUGUUUUCUUGUUAUUUUUCACAUUUAUUAUGUCUUUUUUAAUGAAAUUUGAUAUUGAUAUUUGCUUUAAUACUGAAGUUUGUAGGAUUUGUGGCAACAAUCGGUUAAUUAUCGGCUUAUAGAAAUUUCAGUAUCUUUUUUCUUCUAGUUUUACAUAUUUGACACCUAAAGUAACCACACCACAAGUAUCGACUUACAUUUAGAGAGUUGGCUCAUUUAUGGAUUUUAAGAUUGGUGUAGCCUAACUGCUCAAUCUCACCACAGAGAGAGGGUUGAGCAUUGGUGGGAAAGCCUGAAAUAUAAGUAAAAUGUAAAAAAAUGCUGUAAAAGAACCCUUUUUGCUGUAACUGGAUGAAAACUGUUAGUUUUUCAUCAUUCAAUCAUGGAUGCAUAGCAUGCCUGGGAUCUUUUAAAGUAAAGAUGUUAUGAUAUGCUUCUAACUAAAUAUGCCUACACAACUUCUUUUUUUUACAAAUCGCCACAAUUUCGUUGUAAUGCAAAGUAUAUACAUGCCGACAUAUUGCCAAUAUUUUUUCACAACUCUUUCCCUGUUUGCAGUUACAUUUUUGAUAUACACAAACUGAACGAACUUUGUAACAACUUACCAGAACCAAAUUUGAAACUAUUUUCAAAGUUCAAAAGCCUGUAUUUUUAGUACAUAGGGACAAUAGAAAUUGUCUUCUGGAAAAUAGUCAAAACGUGCUGAUAAUUUACUGAUUAUAUUUCUGGUAUAUGAACACUGGACAGUGAAGUAGAAAGUACUAUUCACAACAAGUCAACAACCAACGCUUUUGACUUGUUAAGAUCUUUUGCUAAUUUAAGGUGAAUUUCAUAAACAAGAACUGACCCACUGAAAGAGCGCGCUUGACCUCAUACCCCCUCCUCCCCGCACCGCUGCAAUUCCUUUCAUUCAUAAUAUUUGAAAUCAAAACGACAAAGCAAAAUUCAAGCAUAUCAAAUUCGGACAUUCAUUGAACCUUUCUAAAUCAUAAUGACAACAUCUUUAAAAAAGGUUGUAUUAUUUAUUGUCAUUUUAUUUCGAUUAAACAUAAGAAUGAGAUAUUAAUUCAAACUCCUGGUCAAAUUAAGCAUACUAUUUUCGGAAUUGAUACCAACAAUAGUUAAUCGGAAAAAUAUUCAGGUCAAUUUUACUCUUUUUUUGGAAAGUAAUAUGCAAGCAUUGGAUAUCCUUAUAUUGAAAUUCACGACUUGAAACACUUGGAUUCAAUAGACAUUAUGAAAACAUUAGCAAAGUGUUUCUUUUACAUUUGUGCAUAUGAUAUAUUCAGAAAAUAUUGCAGUUAAUUAAUAUGCUGAUUGAUACACUGUAAAACAUUUAUAAAUUCUUCAAUGUUGAGGUUGCAAUUUACUUGACCCAUCCAUAAGUGCUUCUUUUGCAAAUUUUUUUUUGUAUAGAUGUGACUGUUUUUUUUUUUUCACAUUUCUAG
Molecule: messenger RNA, 3868 nt
Organism: Styela clava
Lineage: Eukaryota; Metazoa; Chordata; Ascidiacea; Stolidobranchia; Styelidae
Source: RefSeq, a predicted model, not a curated record